Lodderomyces pseudojiufengensis is the source of this 756-nucleotide messenger RNA. RefSeq names its product MARVEL domain-containing protein. Lineage: Eukaryota; Fungi; Ascomycota; Pichiomycetes; Serinales; Debaryomycetaceae. Gene Ontology annotation, cellular component: membrane. The record is from RefSeq and is a predicted model, not a curated record. The coding region runs from base 1 to 756 and encodes 251 amino acids. The transcript has a single exon.
AUGCUUUCUGUUAAAGAAAAUGUUUCUAUUACAAUAAGAGUCUUUGAAACUGUAUUUGCAAUUAUUUUAAUUGGAUUAACUGCAUCAAAUAUUGAAAGAAUUGAUGAUUAUGUUGCAAGAAUUACUUAUUCUUUAGUUAUUAAUGUAUUAGAUAUGAUUUAUUUUUCAUAUUAUGGGUUUUUUGUACCAGUUGCAAUGAAUGGUGAAACUCCAUCAUUUCUUAUUUUAUUAUGUGACUUUAAUUUUUUUGUUUUAUAUUUGGCUUCAUGGGGAUCUUAUGCUGCAAAUUUCCCAACAUGUGGUGAUGGUAAUGUUAAUUGGGGUACUACUUCAGAAUCAACUUGUCAAAUUUAUCAAACUACAAUGGCUCUUACAAUUGUUCAAUGGGUGUUGUAUGCUUUAGAUUUUUCUUUGUUCUUGGGUUACAGUUAUGUUCCAGAAGUUGUUAGAUAUGGUAUUUUCCAUUGUUUCGGUUUAAGUCCAUUUUAUUGGGGUUCUAUUUUUACCAAUUUCCCACCAAGAACAAGACGUAGAUGCUUUGGUCUUUUUUGGAGAAAAGCUGAUAGUGCUUUAAGUUCAAAAAAAGCAACUGAUAUGGAAGAAAAUAGAGCUAGACCAAGUCAAAGAGUUGUUUCAAACGAAGCUGGUGUUUCAGAAGCUAAUAAUGAACCAAAUAAUGAACCGGUUGGGGAUAGCCAAGAAGUUGUCAAUUCAGCUGAAACACCUAAAACCACAGAAGCUACUGCUGCUGUAUGA